This is a messenger RNA of Aspergillus lentulus, 1431 nucleotides long. RefSeq lists its product as uncharacterized. Lineage: Eukaryota; Fungi; Ascomycota; Eurotiomycetes; Eurotiales; Aspergillaceae. The record is from RefSeq and is a predicted model, not a curated record.
AUGCCCGUAGGAACGCCUUCUCCGUUCCGCUUCCCCCCGCGUCCGGGCUCAUCUGCUGGACCUAGUGCUGCAUCUCAAUUUGCAUCCACUCCUCGCUUCUUGUUAUCUCAGAAGCCGAAUGACCCGAAAAAAGCAAAACUAAAUGAUGAGAUCAACACUAGUGAUACGGAGGAGCCACCACGAUCAACUCCUCUCUCCACGGCGCGUGUGGCGCCGCAGCAAAGAGGACGAGAAUUAAUUGAGGACUUGGAAGAUGAUGCGACUCAUAUCUUCAACUCCGGGCUGAGGAAGGCCGUUGAUGAUAUAUCUGAUAGCGAGACGAACCACACAUCUCCGCCGGAGGGCGCCGGCGAUGUUGAUGCCGCAUUCGAUGCGCUUUUCGGGCCGACUACAGUGGAUCGCAGGAAGAGACGCCGUAUAUCCCUGGAUGAAGAACUAUCAAUGACUCAACCUGCAAGGCACAACGCAGACAUGAUUCUGACUUCUUCGCCGGAGACCUCAGCGCUCAUGGCAGAUCUGCCUUCGUCGCCAAUCCCCUUCCGUACUCCAAAGAAGAAUACUCCGACAGCAGCUUCGCGGAGGACUGUAGCUGCUGCACAGCAAACGCCUAGGCCUGCGACUCCGGCAAGUACAGCACCAUUCCGCGACCAUCCUCGCUUCAAGGUGUUUCAACCGUCAUUGAGCAGUCAGUCGCAAUUCACCCCAAGACUGACGGCACCAUCUGCGUCACAAUUACCGACUCCUGGGCCCCAAAGACAGAAGCCAGCCUUUGUCCUGCCUCGCUCUCCGUCUCCUUCACGGAUGGACGUUGAUUCAAUGAUUCCGACCCCAUUCUCCCCUUCUUCUCAUGCUCUUCGUCGGCGAGGCCGGCCCCGAUCCAGUACUGCAAACUACUUACCAGGCGGCAUGGCGUCGGACGUCCGCAGCUGGAUCCUGGAAACCGGAGCCAAAAGCGAGCAGAUACAGAAGAGUCUAAAUGCUUAUUCUAGGGAGCACCAGACCCAAGGGCCGCCUGAUAUAAGCCAAUAUUUUCUUGUUCUUCGCAUUCUUGACGUUCGUCAGUCUGCGCUGAGCAGCUCUGGUCCAGUGGCUUAUAUACAUGGCGUACGAGUCACUCCUCCCGACGAGUCAGAAAACCCAGUCUCGCAGUCUCGGAAAGUCCUCCUUCUUGGUCCGCCCAGGCGAGCUAGCUUGCAGUCCUCCCGUGCAAGGACUCAAAUUCCUGAGCUUCGCGCCGGUCAUCUGGUCGGAGUGUUUCGGAGUCUGGUGUGGGAGGUUGCGUUGGAGCAGGCGCAUCUAGAUAGCAAUGUGCCGAGGGAAGAAACGGAAGAGGACGAGGAGCUUGUGAGCAGUCGUGGGUGCGAUACAAACACUGAGAAUCUUGAGAAAUGGCUCGUCGGGAUGGAAUGGGAACUAAUCGACCAGGGUUGA